AUGGAUCAUACAACUUCCACCAGUCUCGAACAAAUUGAACUCCUCCCUUUGAGCCAGGAAGCACAUCCCCUCCCUCAUAACACUACAACCACCACCACCACCGUACACGAAUCUCGUGACAAGGAUGACGAAUAUGUAGAAGGGAAAUCAGUUGCCACACCAACACGCCCCAUCGCUUCUCCCUCUAUCGCCACCACCACUACUGCCUUGGAACCAAGGGACUUGGAAGCUGGUAUUCGAAAGUCCACUACACCCCUCGACCGUGUCGAUGGAAAUGUGGAAGUAGUGGUGGAGGAAGCGGAGGAGGUGGAAGAUAUCGACAAAAUCAUUACCUUAGUUACGCGUCCACGAAGCGGUCCCAGAGGUGGGAGUCUUCUCCGAGCUCAAAAAUCAGUGGUAGGAGAAAUAGGAGGCAAUGGUGGAGAGCUGUCCACUCUUGGAUUCAUAAAUCGCCAUGACUACUGGGAGCAUUCGGCUUUUGGACGAUCUAGGAUAACGGCGAUUGUGCUUGCAUCUAUGGCAAUUUGUUGUCUGCUCUAUUGUCUGGUGGCUACCACUUGGGCAUACAGUGGACCUCAACAGUCUCACUUCAUCAUCGACGUUGAAAUACUGGUCGAAAAUUUCCAGACCUUCACUACCGUGAUUUGUGUUUUGAUUCCAGAGUGGAAUGCUGUUUUGAAGCUAAUCUCUCUCCGGUGUAACUUCACUGCAAUUGAUGAUCUUGUGUCAAUCAGAAGGGGAACCACCAGGAUUGGUAUCGUGUCCGAGGGAUGCACGACCAGCUACCAAUGA
This is a messenger RNA of Echinococcus granulosus, 792 nucleotides long. RefSeq lists its product as hypothetical. NCBI's taxonomy places the organism in Eukaryota, Metazoa, Platyhelminthes, Cestoda, Cyclophyllidea, Taeniidae. The coding region runs from base 1 to 792 and encodes 263 amino acids. The record is from RefSeq and is a predicted model, not a curated record. The transcript has 4 exons.